GUAUGUCAACAGAGGUUAAAGAUAGCCUGACACAUGGGGUAAAAGUGGUAAGACUCAGGGAGAAACUUGAUGUCUUGACAUCAUAGUUGGAAUCGCAAUCUGGCUUUGACCCUCGUCAGUGAGAAGAGGCAGUCAGGAUCCAGUGGUGAAGCUGUGAGGUUGGAAAUCUGACGGAGCAUCAUGCACACCAUCAAAUUAUAAUUCACAGAGGAGGUAGUCUUAUUCAUAUUCAACAAUGACCGGGCUCUCUGAGACAUCUCUUGACCUUCAGGACACAAAGAGAAUACAUAACGCAUGGAAAUCCAAAAUACAUAACUUCAUCCACAGUCCAUUACCAUGGAGGAAAAUCAACAGACAAGAAACAAAUCAAACAAGCCUGCUGGUAGAAUCUUUUGAGGCACUCCUUUCCCAGAAAUGUGGACACACAGCAUUUCGGGACUUUCUGAAAUCAGAGUUCUGUGAGGAAAAUCUGGACUUCUGGUUCGCCUGUCAAGAGUUCAAAAACUUCGACAGCCCAGAGGAGCUGAAACAGAGAGCAGCAAGUAUUUAUGAAGAGUUCAUCAGGGCCGAGUCUUCCAAACAGGUAAACCUAGAUUUCUACACAAGAGAGAUCAUCAGCCAGAGUCUCCAGCAACCAAGUUCAUCAUGCUUUGUCAUGGCAGAGAGGAAAAUCUACAGCCUGAUGGAGAAUGGCUCCUUCCCACGCUUCAUUCAAUCUGAACAAUACAAAGUCUUAUUUGAUGCAGCUUCUAAGCCUGGGAAGCACAGAAAGGCCUUGAAGAUAAAGAGCACAGGAGCUCUAAUACAGCACGAUUCAAAACCAAUCAUUCUGCAGAGUGAACUCCAUCUCUUGCACAAGGACUGAAAUCAUGCAUGUUGAUGGUGUCAAGUGUUGCACAGACACAGGGUCAGGAUCUGCUUUUGGCAGACACAAUGCAAUCACUUCCCCUUGCCUCAAAAUGUCCCCUCAAUAACAUAAUGUGAGACAAGACUAUAAGCUGUGCCAGUGCACUGGACAUAUAACAUACUGCAGGCAGUGCCAUCUGGUGCACAUUGAACACUGGACUUUAUGUUUUGAAUGUAACCCUUAAUAUUUCUGGGACUCUACAAGUGAAAUGCACAUGACUACAGGACUCUAUUUAGUGAGUUUGUGCUUGAACAAUAUUUAUACAAAUGUGAAUGAUUUUGACAUGUAUGCAUCAUGAAGCAUGAUGAUGAGCAAUGCUACAGGAUUUAUUUUGGGGUAAACUCAUACAAGAGCUCCUACACUGAACAAGACGUCAUGGUCACCUGGAUGUCAUAAAAAUCCAUCCUUUGAAAAGUUGAUGUACUACUGCCACCCAGUGGUGAGUGGGUUAACGACAUCAAUUCAAUCUUAUUUCAAUAGUGAUCUAACUGGUCUCAAUCUUUGCAGAAAAAUGGUUUCUAAAGGUAUAAAUAAAAUAACCUUUUAGGUAAUAAUGAUAUUUAUUAUUAUCCAUACUUUAUUUGUGUAGGCUAAUGGUGAUUAUUUAUUGUAUUAUUAUUAUUUAUUAACUCCCUAUUUAAUUUUCACUUGUCUGACACUGACACUCAUAAAGACACUCAGUGGUGUAACCAGCAGCAACACUGAAUAAAUAGAGGUUUUCUCUCAAAUGUAACCUGUUGUAUAUCAUUUAUCUUCCCCAAUUCCCACAAAUUCUAGACCUUUAGUCCAUUUGAAAUCACAUGACUAAAAUCAGCUCCAAUAAAUAUUUCCCUUAUUUGUCA
Messenger RNA from Dicentrarchus labrax (European seabass), 1749 nucleotides. Its product is annotated as regulator of G-protein signaling 21-like. The record is from RefSeq and is a predicted model, not a curated record. Bases 236 to 865 code for a protein of 209 amino acids. The transcript has 5 exons. Lineage: Eukaryota; Metazoa; Chordata; Actinopteri; Moronidae.